AUGCUCAGAGGAGCGUUGACGAAUGAGCACGGCCUGUGUCCUUGCCGAUUAACCGGGAGGGGGAAGGUUAAAGAUAUGUUGUCCCGGAUAAACGGAGAGGCCAUCAAAUGCGUUGUACUCAGUCAUCCAAAUCGACUGACUGUCGAGUUAUCGACGAUUUACCGGGUCUCAAGUUCCGCUUUGGGUUACACUUUCGUCGGAUUCUUCGUUAAUCCGGAAAGAAACAUCAACAAGCCGCAUGUGGCUGCGCGGCUCGAUCCUAAGCAGAACUCGCAAAAAUCAGUGCAGGAUGGACUAGACUUUCAAGCUAUUCGGGCAUUAUCGACCCUCCGAACCGACGUCCAUUUCAACCGAAAUGCCUUGACUGCUAGUGAAGCUCCAUCUUCAGCACUCAAUUAUUCGUCUGCCAGCUUCUUGCCCAUUCUUCGUCUGGUUUCGGACAGUGGGUGA
Molecule: messenger RNA, 450 nt
Organism: Guyanagaster necrorhizus
Lineage: Eukaryota; Fungi; Basidiomycota; Agaricomycetes; Agaricales; Physalacriaceae
Exons: 4
Coding region: 1-450 (149 amino acids)
Source: RefSeq, a predicted model, not a curated record